Molecule: messenger RNA, 2391 nt
Organism: Hirsutella rhossiliensis
Lineage: Eukaryota; Fungi; Ascomycota; Sordariomycetes; Hypocreales; Ophiocordycipitaceae
Product: heterokaryon incompatibility protein (HET) domain-containing protein
Exons: 4
Coding region: 1-2391 (796 amino acids)
Source: RefSeq, a predicted model, not a curated record
AUGGCGGACUCCAACAGCCUCGACCCCGGCCUCGCCGCGGCCCCCGACCGGCCCGGUCUCCAGCGCCGCCGCUCCAAGAACCCGCUCAAGAACAUGAUGCAGCACCUCACCGUCGAGCCUGCGACCGCCGACGACGACGGCAGCCCUCGCCGCGAAUCCCUCAUCCGCCGUAUCAGCUGGCGCAAAAGCCGCAGCCCCUCGGCCCACUCCGAGGCCUCCUCCUCGGCCGCCCCCUUGGCCUCGCUCCCAAACGCAGACCCAGCCCUGUGUCCCGCCUGCACCAGCAUCGCCGCCGACAUCGACACCACCCUCGACGACGUCGACGCCUCGUACGUAAAAGCCGUCAACCCGGCCGCCGACGAUGGCUUUGACAACCGCGAGUCCCACAUCGCCCGCCUCAAGGGCCUCGAAGACAACCGCUGGACUGCCACUUGUCCGCUCUGCAAGCUCUUCUGGGCCAUCCGUGUCCCCGGCGACGGCGACGGCGACUACUGCCUCUCGGCCUUUUCCACCAGGGACUCGAAUUACCUCAUCGACCCCAUCAGCAUGUUCGACUCGCGCCACCCCGCCGGCCACAAGGCCCCCGGCCUCGCCCCGGCCUUUCUCGCCGUCGUCCCCAAGAAAAAGGGGCCCGCCGCCAGGGACUGGAUCGUCUCCCCGGACUGGUUCCGCCAAGCCGGCAUGCUCCUCCGCACCGUCCCGCCCUCCGACCUCGCCCUCCAGCUCGAGCCCAGGCGCGGCAGAUCCCCCGCCCCCGGCCGCCGAGCCGCCGAGCCCCCCGUCCUCGCCGUCAACGACGCCACCCCCGAGACCCGCGGCAUUUGGGGCCGAGAGAUUGGCCGCUCGGCCGACAUGGCCAUCGCGCAAGACUGGCUCCGCUUCUGCCAAUCCCACCACCAGGGCCGUUGUCAGCGCUCCCUUGUCACGGCCGAGUUGCCAGGCUUCCACCUCAUCGACUGCGCCGCGACUCCGCCGCGCGUCGUCCCGGCCUCCAUCAGCCAGGAUUACGUCGCCCUGAGCUACGUCGCCGGCAAAGACGUGGCCGAGCCGUGGUCGAGGGUCGUGCGAGACGCCAUUGCCGUCACCAAGGACUUGGGCCUGCGCCACCUCUGGGUCGACCGGCUGUGUAUCGACGACUCGCGACCCGAGGACAAGGCCCAGCAGGUCGCCAGGAUGGACGAUGUUUUCGAAGGCGCCGUGCUGACCAUUAUUGCCGCCCACGGAGACGAUGCCAUGCAGGGCUUGCCCGGCGUCGGCUCCACGCCCCGGCCGCCCCAGCCCAACAUCGAGGAGUCGACCUGGUACACGCGCGGCUGGACCUACCAGGAGGGCCUGCUGGCCCGCCGCCGCCUCGUCUUCACCGAGCAGCAAAUGUAUUGGGAGUGCGACGGCAUGCUUUCCCCCGAGACGCUCGUGCUGCCCCUCGACCACUACCACGACCCCCAGCAGCAGCGCAUGUGCGACUUUGUCCGCCCAGGGCUCUUCAACGGCGCCGCCGGCGUCGACGGCACUUGGCGCGCCUGGAAGAAGCUGCCCAAACCCGACGAGGAGCCCAGUAUCAUGAGUGUCUUCCGCGCCGCCGACCAGCACAUUGUCAACUACUCCAAGCGCCACCUUCGCUACGACGAGGACUCGCUCAGCGCCUUUCUCGGAAUCCCUGAGCUGUUUGCGCUGGCGACGAGCUUCUGGCAUCACAAGAGCGGCGGCAGCGGGAGCGGGGGGGCAACCAGGAGGCGCCACCUCCCGAGCUGGACAUGGGCCGGGUGGAAGGGCCCCGUCGAGCUCUUCUCGUCGAUUGUCGUGGCGGACUCCGGCGGCGGCGGCAAGGACCGCAAGCUGCUCAACCACCACUACGUCAGCGCGACGCAUCUGGCCCGCAACGACCAGCCGUCGCCCAAUUGGACCUACUCGCCCAACAUAGUGUUGCUGGGGCCCGACGGCAAUGCGGCCUACGACUUCUUCUCGCAAGCGGCCCCCCGCCUGGCGCAGGGACGGUACCGGCUGCGUGUGUCGGACCCGCUGGUGCUGGACCGCGUCAAGGCGCGGACGCACGCGGGGGGGUGGAUGUUCAACGACGUGAGCGUCGACGUGCGGCUCAGUCGGGGUGGCGGGACGGACCAGUCCGGGGCGACGACAAGCGGGCUCCGGGACUACGUGGAGCGGCACGCGCGCGGGGAGCAGGUAACGGUGCUGUGGUUCGUCGAGGAGGCGACAGUGAUGCUGCUGGUGGUGGAGCGGACGGGCGCGACGGGCGCGUGGGAGCGUGUUGGGCGGGCGCGCAUGGCGUUUGCGCAAGAGGCCAAGGAGGUGGUGCGGCGGUUUGGGCGGCUUGAGGUGAUGCUCAACCACCUGCCGCUGCGGCGGCUCGGGCACGACAUGGUGAUUGAGUGA